Lactuca virosa is the source of this 297-nucleotide messenger RNA. Lineage: Eukaryota; Viridiplantae; Streptophyta; Magnoliopsida; Asterales; Asteraceae. The record is from the annotation of a GenBank genome assembly.
AUGGCAAAGCCAAACCAUAUCGGGAUACAUCAAUAUCAAGUUUUCUCCAUCACUUCUUUGUUGACGUUCAUUUCCACCAAACGACAUCAAAUCUGUUUCAUUUUUGUUCAUUCAUGUCCACCGAUCAAUCAAAUUCCCAAAUACUUUCAUAAAUCCGCUGUUCCAUUCCCAUAUUCCUCUAAAUCCGCAAAUCUUGCCCUAAUUUUCAUAUCCAAGGAAAGGGAACGUUUUGGUGGAGUCAAGCCGGGAAAUUUGGGGUUGGGCGGUUUUGAGAAAAACUGGAAGAGUUGUUCUUAA